Molecule: messenger RNA, 5984 nt
Organism: Trichobilharzia regenti
Lineage: Eukaryota; Metazoa; Platyhelminthes; Trematoda; Strigeidida; Schistosomatidae
Source: the annotation of a GenBank genome assembly
UGAAGACACGACCUACACAUUCCGAAGCGCUUUUGUGAAUUUUGCGAUGCAAUAUCGCUAUCUGCACUCCAAUAUGAGUGUGCUUUGGCUUAAAUGUCUCAUCUUUUUGCUCUCAAUUAAACUUGUCAGCCUACAGGAGCCGUUUGACACAAGAUGGGUGUCAAGUGAAUGUGUUGAUACAAGUGGAAGACCACAAAUGUGUUAUCCUCCAUUUACUAGUGCUGCAGCCGACAGGGAAGUUAUAGCUACCAAUACAUGUGGUGAAAAAGGGAGACAGAAAUAUUGCAUACAUAUGUCAAACUCCGGAAUGGCAAGCAGGUGCCAAUAUUGUGACGCGCGUAACCCAGAUGAAAGUCAUCCUGCGGAAUAUAUGACUGAUAAAAAUCCCAACAACUGGUGGCAGUCAGAAACUAUGGCUGACAACAAACUUCUUCAUUUUAAAGAUUCUGUAAACCUGACUGUUGAUCUUGGCACACAAUUUCAUGUGAACUAUGUCUACUUGCAGUUUAAAUCACCACGUCCACACGCAAUGGUUAUACACAAACGAUUUGAUGAUAAUUCAGAAUGGACACCAUGGGCAUACUUCUCGAGUAAUUGUUAUACAUACUUUGGUAUGACAUACAGUCAUAUCCCAGUAUUCAAUAAACCGGAUGAAUUAAUUUGUUAUGAAGAAUAUUCAACAUUACAACCAUUGUAUGAGGGUGAAGUUAUCUUUUCCGUUAUAAAUGGACGACCAAAUUAUGAUAAGUUUUUCACUGAUUUAGAGCUACAGCGCUGGAGUACGGCAAGUCAAAUUCGAAUUGAACUAAAGAAAAUGCAUACCUUUGGUGAUGAACGUGGAGCUGAAAGAGAUACUCUAUUGACCUACUAUUUCGCUAUACAAAAAUUAACUGUAGGAGGAAGGUGUCUUUGUCACGGACAUGGUAAUGAAUGCAGGAAAAGUUCUGGACCAGGACAAAAAGAUCGUUUAGUCUGCGUUUGUGAUCCAGCUCACCAUACAUCUGGUGAUAAUUGUGAACAAUGUAGUGCAGGCUAUCAAGAUAGACCAUGGCAGCCAGCUACACCACAAAAUGCAAAUCCAUGCGUUGCUUGUAAUUGUAACGGGAAUGCAUAUUUAUGUGAAUUUGAUUAUGAAUUAUACAGUCGUACUGGUUCAGGAAGUCGAUGUAUUAACUGUGGUAAUAAUACUGAAGGAAUAAAUUGUGAAAAAUGUAAACCAGGUCAUUAUCCUAAUCCUAAACAACCAACAUCGUGUUUACCAUGUUCAUGUGAUCCUGUGGGUACUCUUGAUGGUCAAAUGGAUUGUAAUGCACAAGGUCAGUGUGUGUGUAAACCAGGUGUCGGUGGUAAACGCUGUGAUCGUUGUCUAGAAGAUCAUUUCGGUUUCAGCGCAGGAGGAUGUCUGCCCUGCAAUUGUAAUGAAGCCGGAAGUUACGAAAAUCGUCGAAUGUGUGAUUCACAGACUGGACAGUGUGUGUGUAAACAAAAUACAGCUGGUAAACAGUGUGACAAAUGUAAAAUUGGUCAUUAUGGUCUUAUGUCAAAUGAUCCAUUAGGAUGUAAGCCGUGUAUCUGUUCAUUCCAUUCUUCAGAGUGUAAAUUAGACGAAUCGCAAUUAGGCUUAUCAUUUGAGGGACAAGAUGAAAGUGUUAACCUUGAAAGUUUAGUGAAACCAGAUCAAGUGAUCAUUAAUUGUCCUAAAGAUAUGAAACCAUGUUAUGCAUGUUUACAAAAAGAUCGACAUUAUGUUCAAAUUGGAUGUAAUGGUACAGUGGAAGGUUUCCUACCGUGCUUAUGUGAAAAAGAUCCGAACCAGUGUCCAUACUGUCCAUCAGGUUGGCGUACACCACAGACUGAUCCUCGCACUGAAAUAUGCACAUGCCCUCCACAAUAUUCUGGCAGAUCAUGUGAAUUUUGUGCAGAGGGACAUAGACGUGAUCCACCCGGUGGUCUAUCUACUGAUCGUUGUAUAUUAUGUACAUGUAAUAAUCAUUCAACAACUUGUGAUCCUGAGACUGGUCAAUGUGAUUGUCAGGAUAAUACUGGUGGCUUGUUCUGUGAUCGAUGUGCUGAUGGUUAUUAUGGUGACUCAUUUGCUCCAGUCGGUUCACCUGAAGCUUGUAAACCGUGUCCUUGUCCUCCAGAGGCUAAAUGUGAACAAGUUUAUUGGCCUGAUCGUUCAAUCAAAGUUGUCUGUAAAGACUGCCCAAACAACAGAUCCGGUGUUCGUUGUGAACGUUGUGCUGAAAACUUCUAUGGUGAUCCAAUGAAGGGUAUUCCAUGCAAACCAUGUGAUUGUUCUAAUAAUGUGGAUCCUAGAGAAUUUGGAAAUUGUGAUGAGAAAACUGGUGAAUGUCUCAAGUGUUUAUUCGGUACAACUGGUCGGCAUUGCGAGAAAUGUUUACCAGGUUAUCGCCGUAACUUGAAACCAUUGAAUGAAAGUGAUGUAUUCGAUUUAAUCCCUGCGCGUGGUUGUAGUCCGUGUCAAUGUAAUCCAAUCGGCACGUUGGCUAACUACGGUCCUGAAGGUGUUGGUGUCUGUGAUCCUGAAACUGGUCAGUGUCCGUGUAAACCUGGUGUCGGUGGACUAAAUUGUGAUAAAUGUUACGAUGGAUUUUACGGUUUUCAUACAGGACAAGGGUGUAAACCAUGUGAUUGUAAUUCGGUUGGUUCCGUGAAAGAAUCUUGUGAUGAUCGUACUGGUCAAUGUGAAUGUCGACCAAAUGUAAUUGGACGUCAGUGUGAUAAAUGUCAACCAGCGCAUUUCAAUAUGACUAGUUUAGAAGGUUGUCAAUCAUGUAACUGUCACACUUAUGGAGCUGAAAGCAGUCAAUGCGAUAAACAUGGUCAGUGUAUUUGUAAGCCGUUUGCUGUUGGACCAAAAUGUGACCAGUGUCAGGAGAAUCAUUACAACUUACAGGCUGGUUGUUUACCAUGUCCAGCGUGUUACAAUUUAGUCCAGGCAAGAGUUGCUAAAUUAUGGGGAAUGCUAGAAUCUGUGUUUGGACCGAUUAAAUCAGGACCUUCAUCGACAUCGAAACCAACAACAACUGCAAUAGGAGUACCUGAAACAUCUUUAAAUGAUAAAGAAUUAUUUGAAGAGAUUAAAAGAUUGAAUGAAACAAUUGUUAUAUUGUAUCGAGAUAUUUUAAGUUAUGACGCUGAUAAUUCAAUUGUCAAUGAUAAACAAUUUAAAAAGUUAUUAGAAAAUAUUGCCAGUCAAAUUGAUAUGAUUGAUAAUGAAUUAAAACAAUUAGCUGAUAAACCAUUGGCUUGCAUGACAAAUGGAUUCGAUGGAAAUUUCCAAGAAUUACAAGAGACUGUUAAUCAAGUAUUACCGAAACUAUUGACUGAUGAAGUGCAAAUCGUACUGGAGAAUUUACGUCAAACAACUGGACUGUAUGCUUCAGAUCAAACUUUAACAAAACAUGCCAAUGAAAUUAAUGAAUUAGCUAAAAGAUUGAAUGAAAGAAGUGAACAAUUACAGAAACAAGUGAAUAGUAUCACUCAACUCCUGGGUAAUUCAACGAAUAAACUGACAGAGUCUAAGGCAUUAAUUAAAAGUUCCAAAGAAGCAUUACAAAAGAAUAUAAAGAAAUCUGAUGAAAUUGAACAGAACAGUUUACAACUAACUAAUCGCAUUGAAAAUGUUAAAGAUUUAAUGCAAAAGUUACGUGAUCAAAUUUACUUAACCAAUGCAAAUAUCGACCGUCUACCAGAUAUAAUGACUCAACUACGUCAAUUAGACAAUGUGGCUAGUACAUGGAUGGAGGCUAUACAAACGUCAAAGAAACUGCAAGAUCGUUUAUCAACUAUUGAUAAUAAUUUAAACUCUCAGCUGGAUCGUCUACAUCAAGUCAAUCAACAGUUGAGUGAUACACUCAGCGGACAGCAUAAUCAAGCGAAACAAAUUGAGUCGAAGUUUGAACAAUUAAACAAUUUAGUUCAACGUGUUACAAAUGCUAUAAACAAUAGUUGGACAGCUUUUGACAAUGCAAAAUUAAUGUUGUCAAAAUUUGAAAGAUUCGAUGAACAUGUUGACACUACAAAAGCAUUAAUAUCAGAUGCAUUAAAAGAAGAAGAUGGAUUACACAAACGCUUAACUGACUUAGCCUCAAAUAUCAAUGAUUUACAUGAUCAAGCUAAGAAGGAAUAUCUGGCUGCACAGUUUUUAAGUAAUCAAACACUAGAAAUUGAAAAUAUGCUCAGUGGAAUUGAAAAAAGAAUUACAGACGACAAAAGUCAACUGGAUAAAUUCUAUGAAAGAUUAAGUGAUUUGAAAACACGUCAUGAAUUGGAAAUUGUACCCGAAAUACAAAGAACAGCACAAACUGUUACAGGAAUCAAUGAAGAAGCUAUGCGUGUAAUUGAAUCAGCUGAUGAAUCUCAUCGUGGUGCAACAAAAUUAGCUGAAGAUGUCAACGAAUUAUUACGACGUAUGAAAAAGCUUAAAGAACAAAUAACUGAAACAACAGCUCCUGGUACAGGAAUAAUCAGUAGACCAACAAUAACAAGUGAAGAUGCAGCGACAAGAUUUAGCAAUUUAAAAAAUGAUUUCAUAAAACUUCAAUUAAAUGAACGUUUAACUUUGUUGAAACAGUUAAAUGAAUCACGUACAACGGAAAUGUUUUAUUUACGUAAACAAAUCAAUGAAUAUCGUCUGCAUUAUGAACAUCUACUGCGUGUUGAUUCUCUACUGCCAACUAUUGAAGCUGGUUGCUUCUAUACCGGUAAAGGUAUUGAAGGUGAUGAAUAUGAGCGUAGACCAACUUAAUUAUGAAGCUUUUUCCGGUUUUCUUUCCUUUUCCCUUAUUUCCCAUUCAACUUUCUCUUGCCUAUCUUACUGAAAAGUUUAUUUAUUAAAGAUUUUGACGGCACUUCUUAUUUAUCCUUGACAUUGAAAAAAUUGAAUCAUUUGUAAUUGUUUAAAUUAACAGUAUUUUUUAAUGGCAAUAUUCGAAAUUAGCUUGACUGUUUACUUCUGAGUAUGUAACUAAUAUCAUCAGUCUGAUUGUACAACUUUUAUGCUUUCUUUCUUUCUUUCUUUUUCUUCUUCUUGUUCUUCUCCUCCUCAUUUAUCAUCACUAAAUUUAGAUGAAUAGCCUUCAUUUUUCGAUUGUCUUCUAUCUGUAUACACCUGAAUUAUCAAUAAUAUUAUGAUUUACCGUUGAUGUAUGCAUUUGCAGACGUCUAUAUAUUCGAGUGUCUAUAUACAUAUGUAUAUAUGUGGGUGUGUAGAUGUGUGGGCGAGUGACUCCACAACCCAAUAAUAUGAAAUAUGAUCAUUAAAAGUUAUGAUUCCGCCUAACUACUACUACUACUUAUCCAUCAUUCGAUGAAAAUUAUAAUGACAGGUUUUAUUACUACUAUUAUCAUUCUUAAAGUAGUACUGUGUGGUAAAAUUGAUAACAGUUAUCGUUAUUAUUAUUAUUACUAUUACUAUUAUUAUUACGCCUAGCUAAUUUCUCUGUCUAACUGAUACUGACAGUCGGAUAGGAUCUUAUAUGAUUCCCAUUUUUUGUACUUGUGUCAGUUAUUUUUUAGCAGUCUUUUAUCAUUACUACCAUUGUAAAAUGUGUACCGCGCAAAUUUUAGGUCUUAAUUAAAUAUACUACUUAUUACACCGACGAAUAAAAUUUGUUUGUUCGUUUUUGUACCAGUGAGUUAGAAACAAAUAGGCAACACUGAUGAUGAUGACAAUGUGGAUGACAGCUUAUUCCAAAUUAUUAUUAUUAUUAAUAUUAUUAUUAUUAUUGCUGACAUUAAUGACCCAGUACAAUUACGCAACUUUCGGCUAACAGUAGUUGAGUUGAUUUUAUGCCCUUUUUGGAAGCAAUUUCCCUUCUAUCAUUACCACAACCUGCCUUUCUACCCUACCCAUUUGAUUAUGUUAAUAUAUUUAUAUGUACGGGCACUUUUCCAAUAAUACUGCCAGUACUGCAAUAUGAUUGUUGUGACACUAAUAAAUACCAAUUAACUACUAC